CCUGCUCGUGGGCCAUGCUGGAUGUGUGACGAGUGUUUUCGUUAGGAUAUAGUUUUUUACACAAAUUAAUAAAACUAUCUUCAGUCAUGUCUGGGCGACAAAACAACAAAUUGCCAAAUAAUUUACCACAACUGCAGAACCUUAUAAAGAGGGAUCCGCAGUCAUACGUUGAAGAGUUUCUGCAACAGUAUCGCCACUACCAAUCCAAUGUUCAGAUCUUCAAACUGCAGCCUGAAAAGCCCAACAAAGAGUUGGCAGACCUCGUCAUGUUCCUCGCUCAGAUCGGACACUGCUAUCUGCAGCAGCUCUCCACCUUUCCUCAGGAGUUAACAGAACUACUACUUAGUCAUCACACAGUUCUGGAAGCAGAUCUACGAAUGACAUUCUGCAAGGCAUUGAUCCUUAUGAGGAACAAAGACCUGAUCAACCCCACAGGCCUCCUAGAGCUCUUCUUUGAGCUACUGCGAUGUCAUGACAAACUCCUCAGAAAGACAUUGUACACACACAUCGUAGCAGAUAUCAAAAACAUCAAUGCUAAGCACAAAAACAACAAAGUGAAUACAACAUUACAGAAUUUCAUGUACACCAUGCUCAGAGACAGUAAUCCUAUAGCGGCAAAGAUCUCUCUCGAUGUAAUGGUUGAGCUCUACAAAAGGAAUAUAUGGAAUGAUGCCAAAACAGUUAAUGUCAUUACAACAGCAUGCUUCGCUAAGGUGACAAAGGUCCUUGUAGCAGGUGUGAAGUUCUUCCUGGGCAAAGAUGAGGAUGAAAAGAAUGAGAGUGGUUCGGAGUCAGACGAGGAAGGACCAUCAUCCAGAGAUCUGAUGGUGAGGUAUUCUACUGGCAGGAAGACAUCCAAGAACAAAAAGAAGAUGGAGAAGGCGAUGAAAGUCCUCAAGAAACACAAGAAGAAGAAGAAAGCAGAAGUUUUUCAGUUCUCUGCAAUUCACCUAAUUCACGAUCCCCAAGAUUUUGCAGAGAAACUCCUCAAGCAAUUGGAAAACUCCAAAGAGCGCUUUGAGGUGAAAAUCAUGAUGAUGGAGCUCAUUUCUAGACUGGUUGGAAUUCAUGAGCUAUUACUCUUCAACUUCUAUCCCUUCAUCCAGAGGUAUAUCCAACCCCAUCAAAGAGAGGUGACCAAAAUUCUCUUGUGUGCUGCCCAGGCUUCUCACCAACUAGUUCCACCUGAGACCAUCGAACCUGUGAUCAUGACCAUUGCCAACAACUUUGUAACAGACAGGAACUCUGGGGAGGUGAUGACUGUGGGCAUCAAUGCCAUCAAGGAGGUGGCAGCUCGCUGUCCCCUUGCCAUCAAUGAAGACCUGUUGCAGGACCUGGCUCAGUAUAAGACCCACAAAGACAAGAAUGUGAUGAUGUCUGCCAGGGGAUUGAUCCAGUUAUUCAGGACCCUAAACCCACAGAUGCUGCACAAAAAAGACAGGGGGAAACCCACAGAGUCAUCAGCAGAGGCCAGGAUCCUGGACUAUGGAGAGCUGGAAGCUAAAGAUUACAUCCCUGGAGCAGAGGUCCUAGAGGUAGAGGAGGGGAAAGGAGAGGAAGAGGACAAUGAGGAGGGCUGGGAGAGUGCCAGCAUUAGUGAUGAGGAUGAUGAAGAUGGGGAGUGGGUGGAUGUUCACCACUCCUCUGAUGAGAAUAAUGAAGAAUUGAAAGAGAAGCUUCAGGGCAUGCCAGUUGAGGAAAGAAAGGCUAAGGCAGCAACAGUAAGUGGGAGCAGGCUACUCACCCAGGAUGACUUCAAGAAGAUUCGUCUGGUCCAGUUGGCCAAGGAGGUCAAUGCUGCACCGGGCAAGGGGCAGAAGAGGAAGGAUGUAGACGAUGAUGAAGAGGACGAAAGCAGAGGGGAGAUACUGACUUUGAGGAACAUUGAGAGACUGCAUAAGAAGCCAAAAUCGGACAAGGAAACGCGGCUGGCAACAGCAAUGGCUGGGCGAACAGAUCGAAAAGAGUUUGUCAAGAAACACACCAAGUUGAACCCCUAUGCCAGCACCAGCAACAAGGAGAAGAAGAAGACGAAAAACUUCAUGAUGCUGAGGCACAGCCAAAAAGUCAGGACCAAGGGAAAACGCUCCUUCAGGGAUAAACAGAUUGCUCUACGGAAUGCACUCCUGAAAAAGAAGAAGUUUAAGUAGGGCAUCUGGAUAUGGUGAAAGUGUUAUCACCUUUGCCGUCACUCUUUUAUAUUGGAUGGCUACCCUGAAUCCCUGAACUUGCUGUUUGACAGUAUUUAAGUGGCUUGUAAAAUCUUGUCAUUUUGAUCAAUAGAUAUUCUAUAAUUUUCGUUUGCUCAGUUAUUUAAAUUGAGCACAAAUAAAUCGUUUAUUUGAUGAUUCUUUAGUGUGACUUUUUUUUAUUGUUAGUGAUAGGAUUAAGCCACAUUUUGCAUUUCUUGCAACCCAUGUAGUUUUAACUUUUAUACUCAUCACAUGAAUUCACUUAUAAGUAUAUAUAAAAAUAUUAUAACAUACUAAACUAUAUCAAUUUGUGAUGAAGGUAACGAUCUUAAUAUUCUGCAUAUUACUUGUAACAGUUGUGUAAAGUUUUGGAAGGGGGCUAUUAUAACUAUUUCAUUUUGAGCUAUACUAGGGACUGAAAAGUAAUUUAGUUUUGCUUAACAAGCAGUAAUUUUAACAAAAAUAUGUAAUGCAUUCAGUUUCUAAUUUUAAAAUAAUGAGAGACUGUAGAGAUUUGUCAAAGAGUAAUUUUUUAGUGACAUUUGAUGACAGCCAACAAUGCUUAGUAUUGUUCCGUGUUGGCUUGGUUCUCUAACUCCGGUUUUGCGAUCAUAUGAUUUAGAUAGAAUUUAUUCUUUACAUCCAUCUCUGCUCAAUUCUUACCAAGGGACAAUUUAAAAGCAAUACAGUGAUCACAUUUUCCACUCUGCAUUUUUUAGGAAUGUAAAAUAACCACUUUAUAGAUCAUUUUCAGUUUUAACAUACCAAAGCCAUGCUCAUAAAAGGGAAAAAUAACACUGAAAAAAAAUUUGUCACUAUCAAAUUAAAUGAAACAUUAAUUUCAAAGUUCUCGCUGAAUCCAUUAUUGUUGAUUGUUGGUUGUUAUGCACCAUCAGCAGUGUAUAAAAGAGUCUGUUGUUGGCCAUAUGUUUCAGAUUUAUUAGCUUGACUUGAAAGCCGUUCACAUGAAUCUAGAGAAAUAUGUUCAAAAUGUCCUGUUUGGUGAUCGUUUGUAAUAAUGUUUAGUUGCUCAAAACCAUGACAACUUGCACCACACUAAUACAGUAAAGGACACGCAAGGAUACACAUGACUCAAUAACAGGCCCAGUUGUGGAAUUGGCUCAGAAAGGAGAGAGGCAUACUUGUAUUGAUUACUUCAAAUGCUUAAACCAAUAACAAAGGCAGUUUUUACUGUUGUGGUAAAUUGGACUCUGUAGACUUGUCGAAAACCUUUAACAGGUGAAAAAAAAGUGCUGUUACUUUUUAUUGUCUACACUUGUGACAUCUCCAGCUUCUUGCAUUAAAGACGAUCCAACGCCUUCAUUUUUGUAAUUUGGCAAAGUUUGUCGAAGGUGUUUACCUGAACUCAACCAGAUUUGGGGAACAAGUCUGUUUUAGCCCUCAUCCUUCCUGAGAGAGGAAA
This is a messenger RNA of Lampris incognitus (smalleye Pacific opah), 3615 nucleotides long. It is a transcript of the gene sdad1, whose product is annotated as SDA1 domain containing 1. The coding region runs from base 87 to 2150 and encodes 687 amino acids. Gene Ontology annotation, biological process: ribosomal large subunit export from nucleus; ribosomal large subunit biogenesis. NCBI's taxonomy places the organism in Eukaryota, Metazoa, Chordata, Actinopteri, Lampriformes, Lampridae. Gene Ontology annotation, cellular component: nucleolus. The transcript has 22 exons. The record is from RefSeq and is a predicted model, not a curated record.